Messenger RNA from Plectropomus leopardus (leopard coralgrouper), 1150 nucleotides. Its product is annotated as dual specificity phosphatase 29-like. NCBI's taxonomy places the organism in Eukaryota, Metazoa, Chordata, Actinopteri, Perciformes, Serranidae. Gene Ontology annotation, cellular component: cytoplasm. The record is from RefSeq and is a predicted model, not a curated record. Gene Ontology annotation, biological process: protein dephosphorylation; negative regulation of MAPK cascade. Gene Ontology annotation, molecular function: protein tyrosine/serine/threonine phosphatase activity; MAP kinase phosphatase activity.
UUCAGCUGUCUCGUUCCAGCGGGGCUUAGCCUCUAAACAACACUGAUACUCUGCUCAGAUGGCAAACAGAGUGAGCUGCACCAAUAAGCAACACUGAAGUGAAAGAUGAAGAUAUGAGCCCAGAGGAGGAGCCAGAGUAUCAGACACCGCCCACCUGCGAUCUGCUCAGCCGUCUGCUGAAGAACAGACGCCCCACUGGAGCUGUCAACGAGGUUUGGCCCAACCUCUACAUCGGAGACGCGGCCACAGCUCAGCACAAGACCCUGUUAGUGGAUCUGGGAAUAACACAUGUGGUGAAUGCUGCAGAUGGCCCCCAGCACAUUGACACAGGGCCACAUUUCUACAAAGACACCAACAUACAAUACCAUGGCGUGGAAGCACCAGACUGUAAAGACUUUGACUUGAGCCCAUUCUUCACUGAGACGGCUGAUUUCAUUCAUGGUGCUCUGAAUCAGAAAGGUAAGGUGCUCGUCCACUGUGCACGAGGAAUCAGCCGCUCAGCGACUUUAACGCUGGCCUUCCUCAUGAUCAAAGAAAGACUUAACCUCGUAGAGGCUGUGGAGGCCGUUCGCAGGCACAGAAACAUCCUUCCAAAUGUUGGAUUUCUGAAUCAGCUCUGUCAGCUGGACUCUUCUUUGGCUCUGCAGAGGAAACAACACAACAUCAAGGAGUGAAGAAAUAUCUAUCUAUCUAGCUAUCAAUCCAGCAUUGCUUCUGACUUGACUUGAACUGUCUCAAAUGACCUUUGACUUUACUUGAUGUAAUCUUGAAUGACUUGUGUCUUGACUUGGACUUGUCUCAAAUGACUUGACAUGAAAAAAACCCCACAAAUCUACUGUGAGCUGGUUUUCAUAUUGAACAGAAAGAUUUGAAACCACUGGCUGUUUGCAAUGUCGGGAAAAACAGAUCAAAUAAAUGUGUACAGCAUGUGAAAAACAGUCAGCAAAAAUGCAAAGUACACGUGAAUUGUAGUUAAGGAGUUGAAACAUACAGAAACACUGCUGUGGUCACAAACACAGCACAAUCGAUAUCACAGAGGCCAUUAAAACAAAUGUAGCAUGACUCCCCCCCCCACUGCUCUUGAACAUCACAAAGACAGUGUACACCUAUAAAUAAACAAUGCUCCACUUAUAUAUUCACAUUUCUCAAA